AUGACAGCGAUCGACCGUAAAUUGGGCGACAGCGGCCAAGAACUAGAGUUGAAGAAAGAGAUAAAUAAUCUUCUUCUUGAACUACGAUCGGUGUCCCAUUUGAUCCCCAUGUAUGACUUAGAAAAGCUCAGAGUUAAACUGGAUCAUUUAUUGCAGAAAGCAUCGGAAAAUACAGCACCUCAACCGCGAAAGUUUAAGUUCAAGAGUAAGCCACUUUCUGACAGAUCAACACCCCGUCACUCGCCAGACUCCGUCAGUACUACUGCUUCAGCUACUGAACUACCAACGAGCACCGGGAAAACAUUGGUGUGCGAUGGAAAGCAAACCCUCUACCAAGGUCUGCGGGACACUUCAUUGACGUACGACAUAAGGAAUGAUCUUUCAGGGGAGAUGAAUGGGAACUCUUCCUCAUUACAUCUGCGUGAUCUGAAUAAAAGUGUAGUGAACUUCAAGGGCCUACAUUUUGACCAUGGCAGCGUUUACGUCGAGAAUGCAAGGGACUGUGUUAUCGCGUUUCAGCUACAGGCGAGUUCCGACGUUCAGAUUCGUCUGUUCAAGCUCUACAAUUGUAAAGUGUACAUCACACGCCUUGGGUCUACUGUACCGCAGACCAUUAUAUUGGAAGAGUGCCGCGAUUGUCAGUUCCAUACUGAUAUGCAGACGGCUGCCGUCGCCGUCCAAGAUUUCAGUAGCAUUGGAAAACUUGGAGAAGAAUACCAAAAGUCAUACCAUUUUGUGCCUUUUGAAACAUACUCAUUUGAUACACAGAGACUUAAGGGCGAGCUUCGGAGGUCUUAA
Molecule: messenger RNA, 798 nt
Organism: Lachancea dasiensis
Lineage: Eukaryota; Fungi; Ascomycota; Saccharomycetes; Saccharomycetales; Saccharomycetaceae
Source: the annotation of a GenBank genome assembly